UUUUAUGCAAGCAUUUCAAUAUAAAUGUUAGCUACAUUUUACUUUCGUAAAAAUGUCAAACCACAAAGAAAUAUGCGGUGGCGGACUUGAAUCAAAAUGCAGUUCAGAAGACGCUAUCGAAAAGCCACCAGGACAUAAAAUGAUCACAUCCCAGGAAUGCCUUCAGCUGAAACGUGAUCUGGAAUCGGGGGCUCAGGAUGAGUUCGAAGUUAGUCCCAUGAUCCUUUGCCUGAUGUUAACCUUUUUGCUUUUUGUGAUCGGCUUCUGGAUCUGGCUGAUUUCCAAGAGUUGUCUCUUUGCCCAAUCCGAUGGGAAUGGAAAAAAGAGCGACUCAUAUCGUAGGCUUUCAGGAGGUAGUAAUCCAAAGCCCAUCACUCCAAAUGUCCGCUUCUUGGAAAGAUUGCCCCCCACCAAAGAAGAGUCGUCUUGUAAACAAACAGAGACCUCUGACACCUCGUCGGAAAUCAAGGUGUCUUCGCAACGAUGGAAAAGCUGUCCAUUGGAUUUGUGUCGGGAGGUUUCCAAUGAAUUUCCCACCCAAGGCAUUCUUAAGGCUAACUACUGUAAUUUAAUGGAGUUGCCAACCACAUCGACAACUUGCAUUCCACCAGUCGCAGAAUUGGAGUCAGGCGCUGUUGCGGAAAUCAAAUCAGGAUCAACACUAAAAGGAGCAAACGAAUCCUUUUCAAGCCAGAGCUGUCCAAGAAUCUCACCAAUGCCGGUUAGGAAUGGAUUGGAUGUGUCCACUAGUCAAGCUGUGGCCGGAUCACCACUAAUCUAUGGCAGUAUGCCCUCAAAUUUUGGCAGGGAAAACACCGUGCCCAAAAGGAAAUACCGUAUAAAGUGGUCCAAUUUUAUGAAUCGUGGUCACAGGGAUCACAUCGAUACCCAAAGCACUCAAUGAAUGUUUCCUUUCUUUAAAAAUAACGAAUAAU
Molecule: messenger RNA, 935 nt
Organism: Drosophila rhopaloa
Lineage: Eukaryota; Metazoa; Arthropoda; Insecta; Diptera; Drosophilidae
Exons: 1
Coding region: 53-904 (283 amino acids)
Source: RefSeq, a predicted model, not a curated record